AUGAAGAUUGCGGCUUGGGAUGUUGCUUGUGCUGCGGAUGAGAAGAAGUGCUCUUCUUGGUUAACUACAACAGCACUACCACUAGAAAUUGACCACCAUGAUGCCUCCCCCGUAGCAACGUUUGUUUCUCUCGACCAAGGUUCUUGCUGCCAAGAACAGAUGGCCGACUGCGCCAGUACAGAAAACAUCAAGUCCGCCACCAUUGGUUCUCUACUCUUUCUCCUCAAUCACGUUGUUUAUUGUCUCGCCCAAGCUUCGACCAUCACUCGCCCACAUGCUGAUCACUCCAGUGUUGGCGUCAUGGCAAAAGUAGCCGCCAUUGGAACCCUGUUUUCUGGCCCUGUCUUUAUAUGGGAGCUCGGCGUUGGUGUUCCCGCCAUUUACCCUGCCAGUGAUUUGUUUCUCAGCCCCUUUCUCGCUCAAGUGGCAGCCGAUGUUGAUGCCAGUCUCUUUGAAUAUGGCCUGGAAAAUGAUGAUCGAGCAUUCUUGGCAACAUUUGGAGCCUUGAUUGGGCUGGGAAUGCUAUUUAGUGCAGUACUAUGUAUCCUUGCGGCUCGAAUCAAGUUGGCAAACAUGGGCUCCUUCUUGCCCUAUUGUGUCCUUUGUGGCUUUUUCUCAACAAUUGGCGUUCUGAUCUGGUCCCUUGGAUUCUCUGUCGACACCGGGAUGAAGAUUAGAGAGUUGAUACAUUAUGAUUAUCAGCAGGAAGGCAACGAAUCCUCAUGGAUGACAGUGUGGGGACAUGCUCUGCUUCAUCAUGCACCUUCGGUCGCCGUUGGUGUUACCAUGUACAUUGUGGCAGAACGGAACUCUCUCUACGUUAUUGCCUUGAUCUUUGCCACCGUUUUGAGUUCUUACUCCAUCCUUUGGAUCACGGGGACAUCCCUGGACGCUGCACAAGACAUGAACUGGUUUUUCUCGGCCAAAGACUUGCAAGAUCCACCCUUUUUCAGUUCGGAAGAUGAGGAAAGUGCAUGGUGGUGGUCUUGGGCGGCUCCUGCUCCAAUGGGUGUUUGGGUCAUGAUGCUACAUGGAGACGUCCAUUGGCCUUCCUUUCGGGCCGGACUUGCCACCAUGUCUGCAUUGGUGUUCUUGUAUGUCAUUCGCUGCUCUUUGCAUGCAGCGGCUCUGAAGAAAAACUUACCAAAUGUGACCCGCGCUGCGGCACAGCAGCCACCAGCUCAUGUCAUCAGCAGCAGUAACACAAAGACAGCCAAAGAGCCUUCCCUGGGCGAGAUAUUGGAAAAUGGAUAUGGAUAUAGUCAACUGCUGGCAGCACUCACAGGAGGUAUUGCCACUGCUCCAGCACUGGGAUCCGCAUCAACUCUAUUCAAGGUAGGUUUGGGACAGCGUUUGACUGCUGCUGUGUUCCUCGGGAUACUAACUUACAAGACUGUUCGAUUGCUACAGCUCGGAUGUGAUGGGGUGGGUCCCCAAUAUGGCUCCAUCCUUUUAGUAUUGGUGUUCUAUCUUACCAACUUCCAGCUAGUACAAUAUAUUCCAAAACCAGCAGUCUCAUCCCUCAUGGUUCUGGCGGGCAUUGAUAUGCUGAAAACCUGGCUUGUCCAGUCCUACAUCAAAACCAAGGCAAAGCUGGAGUGGAUGGUAGCUCCAACGAUUGUUGUGCUGGCGUUUACUGUUGGGAUGUUGAACGCAAUCUUUCUUGGUGUUGCCAUGUCAACAUUUAUCUUUGUGGCAGAUUUCUACCGAGCAGGAACUGUGAAGUUCGUAGGAAAUGGGCUAGCUCUUCGGAGUACAGUGGAACGGGGAGUGCCAGAAACAACUUGGUUGAACCAAAAUGGUGAUUUGAUCCAGAUUCUAGUCUUACAAAACUAUCUCUUCUUUGGCAAUGCUCAAUCUGUUUGGCAGUAUGCGAGCACAUUCUUUGAAGACCCAGUACCCGACGGGAGAAGAGAUGGCGCCUUAUUGAACAUGAUGGGAAACCUCGGCAAUGAAAUGCUGCAACCCAAGCCCAAGUAUGUGGUGAUUGACUUUGGCAUCGUAACAGGCUUGGACACUAGUGCUGUUGACAUUCUGAGAGAAAUCUCAUCUCUUUGCCGGAGCCAUGGGUGCCGUCUGUUCUUCAGUGGGCUCUCGCCGAGCCUGAAGUCCAAGAUCGUGUACGCCGGGAUCAGCCCAAGCCGAGCAUUCGCACCCGACUUGGAAUCUGCAUUGAUCAAAGCAGAAGACGCCCUCAUUAGAGAGGUCUCUGGGCUACGAGCAAAAGAUGAGUCGGAAUCUCGUGCCAUGGAUCGUGUUAUGUCUGAUCCAGGGCAAGGUUUUCUGCAGGCCCUAAAGAAAAUUGAUGAACAACAUGGCCUGGAUACAGCCCAUGAAUUGAAAGCUCUCUCACAGUACAUGAAACCCAUGGACUUGAAAGCCAAUGAGGUGCUUCACUGGGAGAAUGAGAUUCACCAUGGUCUUUUCUUCAUUGAAUACGGGCAGCUCCGAAUUGAACAUGGCGCCGAUUACACAAUCUCUCCUUCGCAUCAAAAGACAUUCCCUAGGAUUCAUGAAGCUUCGCCUGUCGUGAAUCCUCUGUCAAACAAUUCACUUGGUCACCUUAGCGCUCGGUCCGGGCCUUGGGGUCUCCAAUCGGCCCUGCUGAAGAACAGUAUGAGAGGACAAUCUGAGAUGACCGAGCAAAACUUCCGACUGGCCAGGAUCGGUCCUGGCUGGGUUGUGGGUAUGAUUGAAGAGUGCAGCGGAAUGAGACGGGCUGGUGUUUAUGUCUGUGACUCUCCUUGUCGGGUGCACCACUUGCAGUACGACUCCAUGAAGCAUAUUGAACAAUCUGAUCCCAAGCUGAUGAUGAACCUGUAUAAGCUCAUGAGCAACGUCUCACUGAAGAGGCAGGAACUGACGAUUCGUCAAUUAGCGCAAUUUGUUGCGAUUAUCCAAUCCCCCAGCUAUCCCAUUGAACCUGAGACAGUGCGGUCUCUUGCACGAGUCGGGCAACUGUAG
Messenger RNA from Seminavis robusta, 2964 nucleotides. The record is from the annotation of a GenBank genome assembly. NCBI's taxonomy places the organism in Eukaryota, Bacillariophyta, Bacillariophyceae, Naviculales, Naviculaceae.